AUGGAGCCCCUCAAGAUCCGAGUAAGUGGCGAGUCGAGCACCAUCCGCCUGGCCGAACAGGGAACUCUUCGACUUACUGUCGAAUCAGAGGGCUCCCAACUAGAAGUGGUGUCCAAGGAGGUCAUUGCGAGAUCGAAUGAACUCAGCGAACUCUUCAAGGCACUGUCUCCGAAGGCUCCAGAUGGCACUGCCACUGCAGAUGCGGCCGUCACCAAAGUCGCCUCUACUUUCCUUCGCACGAGGAACUACACCCCCCGCAACCGGGACAAUCAGCAAUUGCCCAAGGUGUAUCAAGCGUCCAUGUCCCUCAGCGUCGUGUUCCGCGAUAUGACCAAGCUGAGUGAGGUCAUCGGCCAGCUUGUGGGCUACUCGAACGUCGAAAUCAUUGCAAUCGACUGGAGUCUGACCGACGCUACGAAGAAGUCCCUGGGCUCCCAGGUGCGCAGAGAGGCCAUUCGCGAUGCGGUGCGCAAGGCAAAGGACUAUGCCGAAGAACUUGGUCGGGAGAUCUACGCGGUCGACGUCAUGGAUGGAGGACAAAAUGCUGUCGCAUAUCAUGCACCAGUUGGAGGAGGACUUUUCGGCUCUAAUACAUUUGGAAAGGGGCGACAAACAGGAGGUAGUCUUUUUGGUUGUGCCUCUGCUAGUGGCCCGAGCAAUCCAGCUCCUGAGCCGUCACCGACACUGGACUUGAGCCCUCAAGACAUUCAACUUACGAGCUCGGUGAGUGUGGAGUUCCAGUCCGUUCCAGGAGAAGAGCGAAAGCAAUCUUGA
Messenger RNA from Penicillium argentinense, 774 nucleotides. RefSeq names its product SIMPL domain-containing protein. The transcript has a single exon. The coding region runs from base 1 to 774 and encodes 257 amino acids. Gene Ontology annotation, biological process: DNA damage response. Gene Ontology annotation, cellular component: external side of plasma membrane. Lineage: Eukaryota; Fungi; Ascomycota; Eurotiomycetes; Eurotiales; Aspergillaceae. The record is from RefSeq and is a predicted model, not a curated record.